AUGAAGUUCGGAAGGGAGCUCCUGGCACACAUCCGCCAGUGCGAAUCCAGCUCCCCUCCUUGCGCCGGGGGCGACUAUGUGGAUUACAAUGCGCUGAAGCAGCUCAUUAAGGCCGGCUGCACAGAAGAUGAUUUUCAGAAACUCUAUGACAGGGAGCUUGCCAAAGUGUCGGCGAACCUUGCAGCGGGUGAGGCGCUGAAUCGCGAUCCGAAGUACGCGGUUAUCAACCGCCAGGCUUUGGACAAGAUCAGUAAAAAGUUCGACAAGCGCUUGAAUGGGCAGAUCCGAGCCACGAACUGGGUCACCACCAGCGCAGAGUUGGCUAAAGCUUUAGGAGGUCUGCAAAUCGAAGAUGCCUUUAACCCACCUGACCUUGAGCCCGCACAAAGGUCGGGUGCCGUGAUUUUGUGCGCGGGCGCCUUCUCCGGCAUCAUGUCAAGAACUCUGACAGCACCUUUGGACCGCAUCAAGAUCAUGAUGCAGGCGGGCAAUGCACCUAAAGUCGGCGGUCAACGGCCCCCACACCGCUGGGAUGCCUCCUCUCCGAAACUGAGAGCUGCCGCGCAGGCGAUACUGCGCGAUGGAGGACCGGGAGCAUUUUGGCAGGGGAACGGGGCCAACGUGUUGAAGGUGAUGCCCGAGUCGGCCGUGAAGUUCCUGGUGUAUGACAAGGUGAAAGCCGCCCUAUCCAACACAGAGACCUUGCUGCCCGUCUCCGAGCGGCUCGUUGCCGGAUCUGUCGCUGGCUGCAUUUCCCAGGCCGUUGUCUAUCCACUGGAUGUAACAAAAACUCGCCUCGCCGCCGCACCGUCAGGUACUUACUCUGGCAUCUUGGACUGCCUGCAGCGCACCAUCCGAGUGGAGGGCUUUCAUGCGCUUUACAAGGGGAUUUGGCCCGCCUUGCUGGCCAUUGUCCCCGCCGCCGGCAUCGAUCUGGCUGUCUACAAUACCCUGAAGGCAAACUAUGAGCAGCCCCGGAAUGCAGAUCAGCGGGCGAUGCCACUCACGUUGGCUCUCUGUUUCGGCGCAGUCUCUGCCACUUGUGGAGCCGUGGUCUCGUAUCCGCUUACGGUGGUCAGGACCCGGCUCAUCGUCCAGGGCAUGCCCGGGCGGCCUCCAAGAUACGCAGGUGUGAUGGAUUGCGUCCGCAAGAUCUUGGCCAACAGUGGCUUCCAAGGUCUCUAUCGCGGCUUGACCCCGGCGCUCUUCAAGACCAUCCCGGCACCUUUGCAACGGGAAAGGGUGGUAGCGCCGGACCUCCGGUGUAAUAUAGAAGAUUCAAGCAAGUACCGAAUCUGGGAGAACUGUUGA
Molecule: messenger RNA, 1311 nt
Organism: Symbiodinium sp. CCMP2592
Lineage: Eukaryota; Dinophyceae; Suessiales; Symbiodiniaceae
Source: the annotation of a GenBank genome assembly